Molecule: messenger RNA, 649 nt
Organism: Parathielavia appendiculata
Lineage: Eukaryota; Fungi; Ascomycota; Sordariomycetes; Sordariales; Chaetomiaceae
Exons: 2
Coding region: 131-541 (136 amino acids)
Source: RefSeq, a predicted model, not a curated record
GCCGAAAACCACCAGUUCGGUUGGAGGAACCAUACAGAUUCCGCUUUCCGAGCUGGCCCACACGGCUCUUCCCCGUCCCUUCGUAACUCAGUAACCUAUCCUUGUUGCAGUAUGCAUUGCAUACUGCAGCAUGCGUGCCAUGGCGCUCUCCGGCCUAGCUGCUGAAGCUCUCAGAACUCCCAACUCAUCAGGGACGGAGUACGGAUACAUGGUGCAGUACCAUACAAGCCGUCGUCCACACCAACGCAGAGGAACCGCCAGCAUCGCGCGAUCCCGGCACGCAGCCAUUGGCCAAAGCCAAGGACUUCAUACGGUAACACACAUGCGGCCAUCAGAACUGCUCCCGCAACCCACCAGCUGCUUGUCGAUGUCCGACGUGUACGGAGUGGUGUAUGAGAGAUCACCACCGUCUCCUUGGCCGGAUCCUGCCAGAGUCCACAUUGAUAGGAUCUUCGCCAAUGCGGUUGCCGUUCUCCGGAGCAGCCAGUUGCGAGAACCUUUUUCGGACGCCUUUUGCCCACCUCUGGAGACCGCCAUAUGACGAUGGCCAACUGUUUCACCACAGCUUCAAGUUUGGCCGCCAAAUACCGUUAUCGAGCCUAGUGUCCGGGCAUUAUACGUCUCCCGACCAUAGCCAGCAACAUCUCGU